Fusarium verticillioides 7600 is the source of this 3789-nucleotide messenger RNA. RefSeq lists its product as hypothetical. The transcript is spliced from 2 exons. NCBI's taxonomy places the organism in Eukaryota, Fungi, Ascomycota, Sordariomycetes, Hypocreales, Nectriaceae. The record is from RefSeq and is a predicted model, not a curated record. The coding region runs from base 17 to 3763 and encodes 1248 amino acids. Gene Ontology annotation, molecular function: protein binding.
AGAGAAGAAAGAUACCAUGGAGCCGGUCGGGCUAGCAGUCGGCCUUGUCGGCCUAUUCAGCACCUGCAUGGAUGUGAUGCAGCGGGUUGACUCGUACAGAACCGCUGGCCGCGACUCGCGACAACUCGACGCUCAGCUCAACGCAACCAUGCAUCUCUUGGAGCGAUGGGGUGACGGCGUUGGAAUCAGCAAGGGCAAGCUCUCGGAUAACCAUCACCCAGAUCUCGACAACCCGCGCACGUUUGCUGUGGUCCAGGGUCUGUUAAACAGCAUCAAGGACUUCUCGACAGUGUCGAAUGACCCACCCAGCCCCAAAGGCCUCCAGAAGACUCCAUCGUUUCCAAUAUCAGGAGAUGUGUCGGCUCAUGGCUCCAAGAUCUCGAGGUGGCAAAAGACAGCAUGGGCACUGCGCGGAAAACUGAAGCAGACAAGCCAUGUCCAAACACUCGCGGGCCUCGUAUCAGAUCUCUAUAACGUUGUCUCCCCCGAUACUACGGGAUCAAAAGCCUUGACACGAACUCCAAGCUUUAAGGAUCUAUCGAUAAGCGCGGGCGAGCAACCAUAUGCUGUCGAAAUUCGGGAACUGCUGCAGAAGAUUGAGGAGGAGAUGGAAGCUGAUAAAAUGCGUGAUUUGCAUCUGUGGCUUGGAGCUCCGCCGCCAAAUGAUGUAUUCAGCGACUCAAACGAUAAGCGUGUCGAAGACACGUGCGAAUGGAUCCUUCAUCGGGAUGAAUUCCUCGAGUGGCAGAAACCUUCUUCCUCUAGCAAGUUACUCUGGAUCAAAGGCCCAGCUGGGUUUGGGAAGACGGUCCUUUGCGCCAGAAUCGUUCAAGAGCUCGAAAGAACGACACAGGAUCGCGUCGCAUAUUUUUUCCUAUCGUCAAGAUACGAUGGCCGCGACGAUCCUUUCUCAGUCAUCCGAGCAUGGGUGACUGUGAUGAUACAGCGUAGCCCGGCGGCUCGAGAUAUCGUGACCAAGGCCAGACUAGUACAGAAUGAGUCACGAGCUAGCCAGGCAACCAUACUACGAGCUUUCCGCGAAGUUACCGUGGGUGUUCCAGGCUGGAUUCUUAUUCUGGACGGGUUGGAUGAAUGCACUGGGAUGGCAAAUACAUAUACAAAGUCCGUCCCUCAUUUCCUCGAGAAAUUGCGGAUAGCUAUCACCGACACUGCCACCAAAAUCCUCAUCUCAAGCCGUGGCGAUGCUAUCAUUCAGCAAGGUCUUUCAGAGUUCACUGGAUAUAGCGAAUAUACCAUCAUUCCGGAGGAUGUUGGGCCAGAUCUAAUGGCAUACUCAUCUGAAAUUGUCAGAGCCAAGUUACCAAAUAAGGACGAGCCAACGAGAGCCUCUAUUGCUCAAAAGAUGAAAACCAGAAGCGAGGGCCAGUUCCAGUGGGUUAAGCUUCAAGAAGGAUCUCUGAGAAAGGGACGGAGCAGAAAGCAACUUGAACGAGAAAUUGAUGAAACUCCGUCUGGCCUUGACAGUCUCUACGACCGGGAAUGGAAUAGGAUCAACUCGUUGGGGGAACUGGAUAAAGGUCGAGCACUUUCAUUGCUGCGAUGGACCGCGUUCGCGAUGACACCGUUGACAGUGUACCAGAUUACGGAAGCUGUGCUCAUUACAGAAGGCAUGGAAGUGUUCCCGUUCGAAGAGAUGCCAGAUUGUGUCGAUCAGGAUUAUGUCGACAGUAUGAUCCUAGAGCUAUGCGGAUCAUUGAUUGAAGUCCGGCACGUUUCAUCGUCCGAGAAUAUUGAGCACCCCGAACAUAUUCAGGACUCAGAAGAGGAUUCUAUCGGCUUACAAGAAGUUCACUUGUCACACUUCUCUGUCAAGGAAUAUCUCCUCCUCAAGACCUUUCCCGGCACCAACACUUUGCUCUCAAAUGAGAAACUCCGCAUCGCCAACCUAAAUGUCCACAAUAAUACUCUUGCGAAAAAUUGCAUUCGAUUCAUAAACCUCCCUGGAGCUUUUAAACACAUAAAGAUGAACAACAAUGAACGAUUAGCAAAGCACUUCCUGCUCUAUGCUGUGAGUGAAUGCUUUGAUCAUUGCCGAGCCGCCAAGGCUAUCGACCUGGACUUACAACAGGCACUGAUUGCUCUCCUCGAUAGUCGAAACGAGAACUGGCCCUUUCUGAAAGAGUUCAUUGAGAUCGGGCUAGUAAGUGAAAGCCCCGACUUUCAAGGCAGUUCAGUAAGCCCAUUUUUACUUGCACUCUCCAGUGGACUCACAGACGCUGUGGCGUACCUCAUACGAGAAGGAAGCCUUGAUAUGGAGGAUCGAUCGUGUCUCAAUGCGACCCCGUUAUUCUGGGCUUGCGGUUAUAAACACAAGGAAAUUGUUAAAUUACUCGUUGACAAUGGAGCAGACAUCAAUGCAAGAUGCGGCAACGGUCAAGUACCACUGCACAUCAGUGCACAGGAUGAGAGCGGCGCAAUCGCGGAAAUUCUUAUUUCGAGAGGCGCAGAUGUCUCAGUGGUCGACGAAGAUAGAGAAACUCCGCUUAACACCGCUUCAAUCAGUGGCAAUACAGAGGUGGCGCGGCAGCUUAUCGACAGUGGAGCUGAUAUGUCACACGAAACAGCAGAUGGCUUCACACCACUCUCGAUGGCUUCUCAGGAAGGACAUAUUGAAUUGGCCAACCUUCUUAUUAAAAAGGGUGCGGAUGUCAGUCAGGUUCCGGCCGACGGCUAUCCCCCGCUUCUUCUGAGCGUGUGGUACAACCACCUAGAACUUGCCGAGCUACUGAUAGAUGAAGGUGCGGAACUCACAGAGUAUAAAGUUGAGGACCAGGUUUUCUCAUUACUUGCUGUAGCGGCCGGUAAAGGACAUCUCAAAAUGGCGAAAACCCUGAUCAGUAAAGGGUUUAAUCCGACGGAGGCCCAGCCAUUACUUCUAGCUGCCUCCUAUGGUUGCUAUGGGGGAUUCUCAAGCGAUUUCGACGUAAAAGACGCUGAAGAAUCGCCUGAUUUCCCUCGCCCAGAUUAUCACCAGGUAAUAGAACUGCUACUCCAAAGCGGCGCUGAUGUGAACACCAGUGACGUGCACGGUUACACGCCACUCUUUGUGGCUUCAUUCUACGGCUGUAUCAGCGUAGUGGAGAUGCUAAUACAGAACGGUGCUGGCUUAAAUGCCAAAACAGUCUCUGGAGCGACACCACUUCAGGCUUCCUCCGCAAGCGGGCAUUUACGAGUAACACAGCUUCUGGUCCAACACGGAGCUGAUGUCGCAACUAAAGACAAUUGUGGCCGCAAUCCUUUGCAUAGUGCCUGUCGGUCAGGAGUUCUCGAGCUUGUCAAAUUCAUUAUAAAUGUAUCCCAAACGCAGGCCCUUGAUGAGGCUGACCACUGGGGCUCCACACCUUUGUCCCUUGCAGCAAGAUUUGGCAGCGUUGGCAUCGUCAGGGCACUUAUUGGUACAGGCGCUGUAGAGGUCGAAUCUAGCGAUAGGUUCGGCAGGACAGCGACAACGUGGGCGGCGAACCUCGACCAUAACGCAGUUUCGAGGCUACUAGCUAGAGCAGAUGGAUAUCGAGACCUGGGAACUGAUAUCGAGGAGGAGGAUGCUGUCCAAGAACAGAGUCGAGAGGUGAGAGCCUACUGUGGCAUAUGCUGUUUACCUAUCUAUGCUCAACUUUCUGUACAUUGUGAAAUUUGUAGUGGUGGGGACUUUCAUAUAUGUUUAGCUUGUUUGAGCCUUGGUGGGUAUUGCUUUGAUGAGACACACGAGUUGGUUCCCGUUGAGGCUGAAGGGGAAGACUAAAAGAGCUAAUCUUACUGUUUGCCGAA